GUCUCACUCUUUCUCAUGGAACCAGAUCGCGUCUCGUGGCUUCUCUCGGUUCUCUCGCUGCCUACAUCCAUGGUUCUCUCUCGGUGUUCCUGAGGAAUUUUUUAUGAGCAGCUCAUCCAUACAUCGUCUGUGUGUCUGGAUGAACCUCUGACUUUGUGCUCUUUCUUCUGAAGCCUUUAGUUCGGACUCUAGAAGCUAGCUUAGCAUGCUAGCUGGUAACAAGCUAGCAACACAGAGUGAGAGAAACGGGAAGUGGUGAUUUAGUAAACAUGAGUGUUGUGCUGCUCUCGUUGGUGAAGCAGCGACUCACUGCGGCUGCUGAAGACAUCUUUGUUCUGUUUGAAAGAACGAUAGCAAAGUACGAGGAGGAACUGUCUCGUUCAAAACAGGAGAACGAGAGACACCGGAAACUACUGGACGCUGUUUUACAGCCUCAGCUUCAGAUCCACAGAGCAGACUUCCAGCAGCUGGUGGUGGUUAAAGAAGAGGUUCCCCCUGCUCAGCAGGAGUGGAGCUCCAGUCUGGAUCGGGAGGACUCGGAGCCCCCCCAACACAUUAAAGAGGAACAGGAGGAACUCUGGAGCAGUGAGGAGGGAGAGCAGCUUCAAGCGCUGGAGGAGGCUGAUAUCACCAAGUCCAUAUUCAAUCCUGUCCCUGUGAAGAGUGAAGAUGAUGAAGAGAAACCUCAGUUCUCUCAGCUUCAUCAAAGACAAACUGAACACCUGGAAACAGAAGCUGAUGGAGAGGACUGUGGAGGACCAGAACCAGCCAGGAGCUCAGAUCCAGAGAGACAUUUACAACCAGAGACUGAGGACAACCCUGGAGACUCUUCUGAACCUGACACUGAAAACUCUUCUGAACCUGACACUGAAGACAGGGCUGAUUUGAAGGAGACCAGAGAACCAGGUUCAAACUCUCAGAAAAAUAAACAAGACCCUGUCUGUGAUUCAAGACGUAGUGCAGGAGAGAAACCAUUCAGCUGCUCAGUCUGUGAGAAAACUUUUGCACUGAGAGGAAAUGUAAAGCAACACAUGAGAAUCCACACAGGAGAGAAACCAUUCAGCUGCUCAAUUUGUAAGAAAUCUUUUGGACAGAGAGGACAUUUAAAGUACCACAUGAGAAUCCACACAGGAGAGAACCCAUUCAUCUGCUCAAUUUGUAAGAAAUCUUUUGGACAGAAAGGAGAUUUAAAGAAACACAUGAGAAUCCACACAGGAGAGAAACCAUUCAUCUGCUCAAUUUGUAAGAAAUCUUUUGGACAGAAAGGAGAUUUAAAGAAACACAUGAGAAUCCACACAGGAGAGAAACCAUUCAGCUGCUCAAUUUGUAAGAAAUCUUUUGGACAGAGAGGACAUUUAAAAUACCACAUGAGAAUCCACACAGGAGAGAAACCAUUCAGCUGCAGUGUUUGUGACCAAAGAUUCACCCGGAGAUAUCGGGUAAAACUUCAUAAGUGUGUUGGUCGUCAGUCCUCACAGCUUUAUCAAACUCAAACUGAGGAGAACAGAGAGGCAGAGCCUCCAGCCAGCAUCUCAGCUGAACACCUGGAAACAGAAGCUGAUGGAGAGGACUGUGGAGGACCAGAACCAGCCAGGAACUCAGAUCCAGAGAGACAUUUACAACCAGAGACUGAAGACAACCCUGGAGACUCUUCUGAACCUGACACUGAAGACAGUGAUUAUUGUUAGGUUCAAACUCUUUGAGUUAGUCCCAGUAAAUGUGUAUAACGCGAUACCUGCUCGAAAUGUGUUAAAACAUCAUUGCUCUAAGUGAAGUCUGAAUGUGCAUUAAAACAAAUAUUAAGCACAGAAACAAGUCCAUUGUGCUCUAAUGACACCAAAGUAACCAACACUUAUGGCGACACUGACAGAGAACCAGAGCCAGCCAAUAACAUGACUUUAGCUUCUCCUGACCCUGAAAUCAGUGGUGAUUGGAAAGAUCUGUUAUUCCGGUUAAACACUCUGAACCAGUGGUUCUCAACUGGUCAGGCCUUGGGAUGCACUUUUUUCCUUUGUCAAUAAAUCGCGACCCGACAUUUGCUUAUUUGCUUUUCAGCAGACAAAAUCAAUUAAAGUGAAGUACAGUGCAUAUAUCCCUUAUAUCCCUUCACGGAACUAAAGUAUGCUUUUAGGGUUAAAAAAAAAAGUUUAAUGAGAUGAUGGAAUCAAAGCUGAACUGUAUAACAUAAAAAGGCACACAUGCUGAAAACCCAACCCCAGCAGGGGCCAAUUUGUGGCCCCACGCAAAGUCAUAUGAUGAGGCCCUCCGUGUCGCAGCGGCAAAACUGUGCCGCGCUUACACUAAUUGCGCCGUAUAACGGUGCGCUCAGUUGAGGGGCCCCCUCCGCAAGAUGAGGCCCCCUCAGCGAGGUGAGGCCCCACGCAGUCUGCGUGAUCUGCGUGUAGGAAGGGACGGCCCUGCAUUCUGGUGCACUCUGAGAUUAGGCUACUACCCGACAUAUUAAUAAUAUUUGAUGCCAUUGUUUGUGUUUCACUUUGUUCUGAAGCUGAACUUGCUGCUCCUCACAGAGAGAAGAGUAAAGAGGAGAUAGUCUGUGUGAAUUACUUAUUGUGGGUAAGAGUAGAGAGCCCCCAUUGUACUGUGACCUGUCAAUCAUCAAACCGGGGCUCAUAUUUCAUUAUGUGUUCAUUUGUAUCUGAAGUUGUACCCAUGGGUGUAUCUGAGUGUGGGAAAAUAUUACACCUGAAAGACAGUCUGAAGAGACGUGAGAAUUCACAUGGGAGAAGCCAUUUGGUUGCUCAGUUUGUGACCAAAAACAUAGACAUAAAAACCAAAGUGAAUCUCCCUUUGAACAAGAAAAAUCAACGGCUGAUCUCUUAUCGUUUAGUUGAUAUCACUAGCUAAUGUGAGUUACAUUUCAUCCUGAUGCUUUUGAAGAAUCGUUGUUAAUAAAGUGAACUCUUUUUGAAAAGGAA
Gymnodraco acuticeps is the source of this 2936-nucleotide messenger RNA. Its product is annotated as zinc finger protein 771-like. Bases 270 to 1688 code for a protein of 472 amino acids. Gene Ontology annotation, cellular component: nucleus. Lineage: Eukaryota; Metazoa; Chordata; Actinopteri; Perciformes; Bathydraconidae. The record is from RefSeq and is a predicted model, not a curated record. The transcript is spliced from 2 exons.